Sorghum bicolor (sorghum) is the source of this 1324-nucleotide messenger RNA. RefSeq names its product momilactone A synthase. Bases 117 to 1088 code for a protein of 323 amino acids. The record is from RefSeq and is a predicted model, not a curated record. NCBI's taxonomy places the organism in Eukaryota, Viridiplantae, Streptophyta, Magnoliopsida, Poales, Poaceae. Gene Ontology annotation, molecular function: oxidoreductase activity. The transcript has 2 exons.
CUGGAUCGGGCCGGGGAACAUACAGCAGGAAAGCUACCCCUACCCGGCCGGCAGAGCUGAAGACCCAACACUGAGCCACAGCAGAGGUAGCUAGUAGGAGGGGGUGCUGUGGCAGCAUGUUCCGAUCAGCCGCGCAGCGUGUUCUCAGGGCCAGCGGGAGGAGCCGGGCCGACCCAGCCACCGCGCCGGCCUUCCUCCUCAGUCGCUGCUUCUCCGCGCCGGCCAGGCCGCCACCGCCACCGCCACAGAGGCUGGCUGGAAAGGUGGCGCUGAUCACCGGCGGCGCGAGCGGAAUCGGCAGGGCGACGGCGGCGGAGUUCGUCCGGCACGGCGCCAAGGUCAUCCUCGCGGACGUCCAGGACGACCUGGGCCACGCCGUCGCCGCAGAGCUGCGCGGCGGCCCAGACCCUGAACAGGACACCGCCGCCGCCGCGGUCGUCCACUACACCCGCUGCGACGUGUCCGACGAGGCGCAGGUCGCGGCGGCGGUGGACCUGGCCGUGGCGCUCCACGGCCGCCUCGACGUGAUGUUCAGCAACGCCGGGGUCAGCGGCUGCCUUACACCGGUCCCCGUGGCCGCGCUGGACCUGGCCGACUUCGACCGCGUCAUGGCGGUGAACGCCCGCGCCGCGGUGGCGGGCGUCAAGCACGCCGCGCGCGUCAUGGUGCCACGCCGCGCCGGGACCGUCAUCUGCACGGCUAGCGUCGCGGGGUUGCUGGGCGGCGUCGCGUUCCCGCACUACAGCGUCUCCAAGGCCGCCGUGCUGGGCCUCGUCCGCGCCGUCGCCGGGGAGCUCGCGCGGUCCGGCGUCCGGGUCAACGCCAUCUCGCCUAACUACAUCCCGACGCCGCUCGUCAUGGGCGCCAUGGCCGAGUGGUUCCCCGGGGUCACCGUCGAGGAGCGGAGGCGGAUCGUGGAGAAGGACAUGAACGAGAUGGAGGGACCGGUGCUCGAGGCGGAGGACGUGGCCAGGGCGGCGCUGUACCUGGCGUCCGAUGAGUCCAAGUAUGUGAAUGGCCAUAACCUCGUCGUUGACGGCGGCUUCACGGUGGGGAAGGUGCCCAACAUGCCGCCAUUUGGACACUAAUUAAUUAAGCAGGUGCCAAUCCAGGCACGGUGAAUGGCUCUCUCUCUUCAGCAAAAUCUCUAGUUAUAUUUUCCCUUUUUGCGAUUGGAAAACUUAUAAAAUAACUUGAUCAUGUUUUUUUUUGUCUUUCCGAACUUCAUAAUUCUCGUGAUCUGCUAGCUCAGCCCUUCAAAGAUGGUGCUUAUAGAGGUAAAAUUUAUGUACAUGUGUUCAUAGCGAUGAGUGUGCGUACGUUA